Molecule: messenger RNA, 1247 nt
Organism: Heterotrigona itama
Lineage: Eukaryota; Metazoa; Arthropoda; Insecta; Hymenoptera; Apidae
Source: the annotation of a GenBank genome assembly
AUGGACGGAGGUCCUUUCGAUGACCCAAUCUUCUCUGAUUUCGGUGGUCGAGGAGGUUCAGGGGUUCAUAGUAUUCAAGUGAUGCUUGGCCUUCAUGGUGGACAUCAUGGUGGUGAUUUAAUGCCCACUGGAGGCCAUCUUCACAAGUUGGAUUCUUCCAAUAGUCCGCCGCAUCAUCAAACGGCUCAUCAUCAUCUACAACAACAACAGCAACAACAAAAGGAGCUGAAGGAAUUAGAAUUAGCUGGAAUGUACGCACCUCUUCCUCAGACGCAAGAUGUAACCACGUCAACGUCCACUGCUGCGACACCGACCUCGACGACAUUACAGCAGGGUCUGCAGCUUGGAAAUCCUUUGAAAAGGAAACCGGAAGAUCCGAUGAACACUCUUGCUCCAGAACAACAUUUACCGCCUAUCAAUUGGAAGAGUUGGAACGAGCGUUUGAACGUGCACCCUAUCCUGAUGUCUUUGCACGGGAGGAACUGGCUUUAAAACUUGCUUUAUCAGAAUCAAGAGUUCAAGUUUGGUUUCAGAAUCGACGUGCAAAAUGGCGGAAGAGAGAGCCGCCACGCAAAACCGCCGGUUAUAUGGCUGCUGGUUCAGCAAGUCCCGGUUUAUCAGCAGGGUCAUUUACUUCGUUGAACAAUACUCUCAACCCUUUCGCCUCGCCAACCACAGCGACAGCACCGCCAGAUGCCUGGGCAUAUUCUCCAGCAUAUGAUCUGGCGCCACAUUUGAACUUGCUUAGCCCGUCUAAUUCUCCAUACUCCACUUCUUUCGGUGGGCCAAGCAACAACGGAUCAGCAUAUUCAUACGCAACGAUGCUUCCGCAACACGAUGUUUCAUUAUUCUCUACACCAUCUGGGAAUACAAUGCGUGUGCAUCAGGAUUACAUGAACGCCAGCAAUAGUCCACCACCUCCUUUAACCCGCAACGAUUAUCAGACUAUGGUGACUACGCACUCACCACCCACUCAUCUAGCUAACUCUAUGUCCGAAGAGGAUCAUCAGCAAAAUAAACUGGAUUAUGUCAGUGGUCUUAGUCCAGCGGAUAAAUAUCAGCACGAACAAUCUGAUUACACACAACAACAACAACAACAACAACAACAGCAGCAGCAGCAAGAUCAGAAACAGGAAUACGGGAUGCACUCACCACAAGGACGUCAAGGGAUGAAGGAGCAAGUGAUGGUGAAAAGCGAGCCAACCAGCCAGCAGAACUACGUGCAGUUGCCUCCUUUUUUGAACUGA